Molecule: messenger RNA, 512 nt
Organism: Caenorhabditis auriculariae
Lineage: Eukaryota; Metazoa; Nematoda; Chromadorea; Rhabditida; Rhabditidae
Source: the annotation of a GenBank genome assembly
AUGGAAAUCUCUUCUAUAGAGCUACAAAGUGCGAUGGAAACCGCCUUCAGAAUCUACCAUUAUUCUGUCGCCUCGGUUGGAUGUUUUCUGAAUGCGUUCCUGAUAUAUCUACUGGCUAGAAAAUCGCCAAAGACUAUGAAAACCUACUCGAUUCUUAUCAUGAACUUUGCCGUGACGGAUCUGAUUAUUUGCAUCUGCGACGGAUUUGUUCAACAGAGGUGAGGCUUUCGAGGAAAAUUCCAAGCUGUUUAUGAGAAUGUCUCAAGCUUUUGAAGGCUAGAAACACGGAGAAAUGCUAAAAUGACGAGAAAACAAAAAAAAUUUUCGUAUUUUUCCCAGCUCGAUUCAAAACUGUUUGAUUUGAUUUUAAAAAAAUUACUCUGAAAAUUCGAGACAGUUCCUUUUCGAAAAAAAAAACUUUUUUCAGACUUAUCCCAACGGGUACCGCCUUGGCCUUCAUUUCCAGUGGACCUUGUACCUAUCUUGGUCCAUCAGCUUGUUUCACAGCGUGA